Benincasa hispida (wax gourd) is the source of this 1826-nucleotide messenger RNA. Its product is annotated as UMP-CMP kinase 3-like. Gene Ontology annotation, molecular function: ATP binding. The record is from RefSeq and is a predicted model, not a curated record. Gene Ontology annotation, biological process: pyrimidine nucleotide biosynthetic process; 'de novo' pyrimidine nucleobase biosynthetic process. Lineage: Eukaryota; Viridiplantae; Streptophyta; Magnoliopsida; Cucurbitales; Cucurbitaceae.
GUGACAUGAACAUUCUCAGUGGCUUUGCGCACAAUUUUCUUUUGCUCCUCUAUUUAUUCCUCUUCUCUGCACAUUGAAUUUCGCAGCAAUCUCUCUUUCUGAUGACUUUUCUCCUUUUUCUCAACAAUCCUUCUAUUGAACCUUAAUUAGUUGGGGCUCAUGGAAACGGAUGUGGGUGCAAUUACCUGUGAGCUAUUCCAGGAAGCAAAUGGAAGUGCUGCCGAGAAGAAGCCUACAGUUGUCUUUGUUCUAGGUGGCCCUGGUAGUGGAAAGGGCACACAAUGUGCAUACAUUGUUGAGCACUUUGGUUUUACUCAUUUUAGUGCUGGUGAUCUUCUUAGGGCAGAAAUUAAAUCUGGUUCUGAAAAUGGUUUAAUGAUUAAAAGUAUGAUUAAUGAAGGGAAGAUUGUUCCUUCUGACGUAACAGUAAAUCUUCUCCAAAAAGCAAUGGAGGAAAGUGGUAAUGACAAAUUUCUUAUAGAUGGUUUUCCACGUAAUGAUGAAAACCGUGCUGCUUUUGAGGCUGUUACUGGUUUAGAGCCAGCUUUUGUCCUGUUUUUCGAUUGUCCUGAAGAGGAGAUGGAGAGGCGCAUUUUAAAAAGGAAUCAGGGAAGAGAUGAUGAUAAUAUUGAGACAAUUCGAAAGCGUUUCAAGGUUUUCUUAGAGUCCAGUCUCCCUGUAGUUCAGUAUUAUGAAUCUAUUGGGAAAGUACAUAAGAUUGAUGCUGCAAGGCCAGUUGAAGAUGUAUUUGAGUCAGUUAAAGAUGUUUUCACAUCAAUAAAUGAGAAGGUAAAACCCCAUGGUCGUGCGCAGCAGAAAUUUACUCUAUUAAAACUCCAACUAAAAUGGAAAAUGAACUUUUUACGAAAUGGAGUUUGCAAGAGGUAUUGAUUGAGCAUGUUUUCGAGACAAAUAGAGCACUACCUGCUUCAAAAUUGAGAAGGGUUAGAUACCAGAAUUUUGGAUUAUGGACCUUAAGCUUUAUGUAAACUUCAUUCAAAUUAGGGGUUAGAUACCAGAAUUUUGGAUUAUGGACCUUAAGCUUUAUGUAAACUUCUUUUGAAUUAGAAAGUAAAUUUAUCCAAUGGAGCUUCUAAGACCGACCAGUAACACGUGCUUUAUCAUUGUCAUUUCACAUACUGCUUCUGUAAUUUGUGUGCAUAGAAAUAAAUGCUCAAUGAGAGAUGAAAAGGCAGCUUUUGGCUGCGUAUUUUCAUGUUCAAAAUGCUGAAUUCUUCUACUGUCAAGAAUGUAGGAAAUUGAAUAACUAGCUUAUUGCAGUUUGACUCUAGAUGCAUAUGAUGUGACUUCUGUCCUAAUUGGUGUAUGGUUUCUCCAAGAGUAACAGACAGUUUUCUUCUUACGAGCAAGGCACCAUUGUCAUCAGGUUGAUGCUUAUGUGUGUGAUGUAAAGGGUUUUGAGAUUCAUAUACAUAUUUGGUGUAUAUUUGUAAUACUUUAAACGAGGAACAUGAUUUCACAUCAAACAAUGUGAUAUUAGUUUGAGAAGUUUGACGAUAACCACUCUCACUAUGGUUCUCAUUUCCUGAGCUAUUAGAACUGUAUUCAAAUCCUAGUUGAAUUUAUUUAGGCUCAUGAUGGCUCGGAGAAGAACUAUAUGUUGGUUUUCACUGAACGGCUCAGCACUUUUGUGUUUAUUUUUUUCUUCCUGCUGUUGUAAUCGACCAAGGCACAUCAUGUGGUUUUUGUCAAUGAUUAGUAAAAUCAAAAUUUUUGUAUGCCUUUAGUUAUCAGGUGCUGUAUUAGUUGGGACUGUAAUGAAUUUUGAGAAUAAUAAUAUAGUGCCUGAAGUUUCAAUGUGAUUU